Vespula pensylvanica (western yellowjacket) is the source of this 2223-nucleotide messenger RNA. Its product is annotated as tetraspanin-11-like. The record is from RefSeq and is a predicted model, not a curated record. Bases 772 to 1635 code for a protein of 287 amino acids. NCBI's taxonomy places the organism in Eukaryota, Metazoa, Arthropoda, Insecta, Hymenoptera, Vespidae. The transcript is spliced from 9 exons. Gene Ontology annotation, cellular component: membrane.
GACGUAGUAAGAGAGGGAAAGGAGAGGCCGAGCGCAAAACGGGACCCGUAGAAGGCUGGAGUGAUCCGCGACAGCUCUUUCGAGAAAUACGAAUUAUGAGCGAGUCGUGGAAUCCUUCUCGACGGCAGAGGUCGCCUGUUUAGUUUGGAUCCUCCACCGGGCGAGGACCCUCUUCGCGGUAGGAUUUCGGAUCGCGUCGGAAGAUCCUCGCUCUCCUCUCUCCAUUCUUUCCUCUCAAUUUCAAGUGUAUCGAGAAAAAGAGAAGAUGGAUGGAUAGAACGGUGUUCCCUGAUCGAUCCUGGUAGCUUCCGGAGAAAGGCGGCUGCUUGGCUACCUCGCUCGCUCGCUCGCUCUCUCUCUCUCUCUCUCUCUCUCUCUCUCUCGCGCGCGCUUUCUCGCUUUAUUCCUUUCUCCCUUUUAUUCCCUACUCGAGCCUCUUUUCUAAAGAGUCCGCAGAUAUAUCUAAAAACAACCCUCUGUGACGUACGUGAUCUAGCGCGGUCUACGAACCACCUGUGAACUCCUCUCACUUUGGAAUUAGCUAGUUGGAAUACGUAACGAUAUUGAUGAUAAAUGGUGGUGUUGCUUGCCUUAAUGUUCUUCGUAGUUCGUCAUUUAUUUUCUUUUUAAUUCUCGUGAAAGUGAGUGUCCCACUCGACUUUGCUGUUCUCGUUAGAGGAAAACUACCGAAGCAAUAAUUGGCACUUCGAGGGAGAUAACUUGUUGACCACAGAUUGAUGACUGUUUGGACGUUUUUGCAAACACGUCGGAAUGAAAUACUUGAAAGUUGCAGUGUUCACGUUCAACCUGUUAAUAUGGUUGGCCGGUUGUACGGUGCUAGUUAUAGGAGCAUGGUUACUGUUGGAGCCGAGCAAAGGACACCUUCUGAAUCUUUUUCUACCCGACGUCAAACCCCACGAGACGAUUGAUUUGAUAGCGUACAGCCUGGUCGGCCUCGGCUUCACCGUCUUUAUGGUGGGUUUCUUUGGUUGUCGUGCUGCCGUGCGUGGAAAUCAGUGCAUUCUCGCCACGUACAUGAGCAUGCUGGUCGCCCUGAUCGUAACAGAGCUUGUCACAGCAGCGGUCGGUGGGCUCAUGACUUUUCGGAUUCUUUCCGACUUGGAGGGAAGACUGUCCAAUAAACUGACCACGGACUACGGCCACGACACUACCAGCGAUAUCUCAUUUAGCCAUAGUCUUGAUUUCGCUCAGUACAAGUUUAAUUGCUGCGGAGUGCACAGCGACGCGGAUUACAAUGGUACGGCAUGGUGGAGGGAUGGCCAAAUUUCAGGAAGCAGGCGACAGGUUCCAAUCACGUGCUGCGUUCUCAAAAAUACCGAGGUAAAGAAUACAGGUAGUCCGAUGAGCGUUGUCUCGAGAGUAUUUCACAAAAACCACGAGAAACCAUGGCUUCAUCCACAGGCGAAGGACGAAGCCGCGUGUCAAGUGGAAGACCAAGAGGGUCACGAGGGUUAUCGACACAAGGAGGGUUGCCUCGGAAAAGUUAGCAAUUGGCUUCAGAGCGAGAGCUUCACGUUAGUUUUCCUGGGUAUGGCAAUGGCUGGCAUUCAGACUUUUGGCAUAAUCACGUCUGCGUUCCUUUGUCGAACUAUCCGAGAUAUGCAAACGGAUUAAUCCGCGUCCUGAAAAGGAGAUAAGAGUUUCUUUAGCCUUUAAAGAUAUCGAGGAUAUUUUGAAAGGAAGAAGAGAGGAGAAAAAGGAAGAACGAAGCGUUUCUCGACUUAUUUCUUUGCUAUUCAAACGCGAUAGAAAGGAAGAAGAGGAAUCGGACUCUCCGGUGGGACAACUUUUAUAGCGACCUGCCUUUACGAAAUUCGAGAUUGUGAAGCUCGAAGAGUAAUGACGCGAAAAGAAAAUUUAUUCGAUCGACGUUGCUCCGAGUCACUCCCGUCCCUUAUCGUAUAUUUAUUGCAUAAGACGAACCAAUUUUUCUGGAACCAAUCGAGAAAAAAUACAGUGUGUUAAACCCGUUGUAAAUACAUAUAAAUACGUGUAUCUCUUACGUGUCCAUCUCAAAGAACUGAAGGGGAAAAAGUUGAGAGAAUAUCGAGAUUAAUUUUUCGAGAAGAAAUAAAACGAACCAGUGAAUGCCAUGAACGUUGUCAAAAAGUGUGAAUUCUUACUCGCAUAAUAAUUUGUAAAUAUGCGACGUGCCAAGAGCAUCCAUCGCGACUAAUACAGCGUGCGUCAAGUUUAUCGUCA